CAAUUCAUUUAUCAUGAGUAUUUCAUCGUUAUUUAUUUCGAUAUAUUAAUGAUGACCCUGAGAUCAUCCUACUGACUCAGUUGUCUUAUCCCCUCCACAGGGAUGAUCGUGGGCAAUCCUGGCUUGACGCGCGGCCGACUGCCAUGACGACAUGGGCGGGUGCGAUGGACAGGAUCGCCGUUGCCAGGCAGGGGUUUUCUCCACGUCUGCUUCACGUUCGACCUCCAUUUAACAUGGCCAGCCCUGGCUGCUCUGAUUGUGUCUCUGGCAAGGCGCGGGGUCUUCCUGGAUUGUUCUCCUAACUCUUUCUUCACCUGAUGAACUGCUUAUUCUGAGGUUGAAGUCAACCCCGACUCGACUUUUGAUCCAAAAUGAUUCUUAAAUUCGGGGAUUCAGGUAAUUCCCUGGGACUGGGCUCCCUUUGCACGAUGGUGCUCUCUUUAUUCGCUGGCGAAAGACAACAACAUCCCGUCACACAUACACCCGCCCUGCCACCGUCUUAUCCUCUGGCGGUCCGCAACCCAUAUCUCUCAACAUGGAUGCCCAGUGACCUGGUUCAGAAUCUGCCGUCUGCUGAGCCGCAGUUCUGGGCAGGGCAGAGUGUUGGGUGGUCUGUUAUUGCGCGCGUCGAUGGCCAGGCUUAUAGCCUGAUGAGCGUCAAGGAGCCUGGUGAUGAGAUUCGACCGGCGGUUGUUCGUGAUGCCGAAUACACGGCGACACAUUCCAUCUUUAACCUCACCGCGGGAUCGGUGACGUUUACUUUGGACUUUUUUUCGCCUAUUUCUCCGUCGAAUUAUCUUCGGCAGUCUCUUCCAUUCAGUUAUUUGACUGUGACUGUUUCUGAAGCUGUCGCCAAUGAGAUUCAGGUCUAUUCAAGUAUUGAUGGCAGGUGGACUGGGGUAUCACAAGACACUGUUCCAAGUGUUCACCAAGCUGGAGAUACUGUAAUUCAUUCUCUGGCUGUUAAAGGAGCUACCACGUACGCUGAGAACGCGGACAUGGCUACUUGGGGACAGGCAAUCUUCGCUUCUCGACCGACAGCCUCGUCAGAACUGUCGUCAGGUUCCGGUGAGCGUCUAGCUGAUCGUUCUCAGUUUGUGAGGAACGGCAGACUGGCCGGAAAUAAUGAGCCCUGGGUUUCCGAAGGAGUUGUUUCAUUGUCCCAUGACCUGGGAACUGUCACUGGCGAGCUGUCGGUGAAUUUCGGCGUUGGCUAUGUGAGGGAAGAGGCGAUCGACUAUCUAGGAAGGGCAUAUACGGGUUAUUAUCGAGCCGAAUAUCCCCAAACGUUCCAGGCGGUGUCAUACUUUCUAGAUGACUAUCCAGAUGCCCUCCGUGAGUCCCAGAAGCUUGAUCUCAAAAUGGCCGGCAAGGCAAAGGAAGCCGCGGGACGGAAAUAUGCAGACAUCGUCACAUUAUCGGCCCGCCAGGCGUAUGGUGGUAUUGACCUGACUAUCCCAAAUGACUCGCUUGACACUGAAAAUGUGUUGGCAUUCAUCAAGGAAUUGUCUAGCAAUGGAAAUUUGAACACGGUGGAUGUCAUCAUGCCCGCUUUCCCCAUAUACUACAUUCUCGACCCGGAUUAUAUCCGAUUACUACUGGAGCCGAUGAUGAGGUAUCUUGCUGCUGGACGUUGGCGUCUACCAUAUACAAUCCACGACAUGGGCUCGCACUACCCUAGAGCUAUUGGCCACGAUGACCAGCAAGCCGAACCCAUGCCUAUUGAAGAGUGCGGUAACUUGCUGGUCCUGGCCCUGGCAUACGUUCGUGCAACCGGGGACACAAACUGGACGGACCAGUAUACGAAUCUUCUGAGGGGCUACGCAGAUUAUCUGAUUGAUAACGGAGUAAAUAUUGAAAAUCAACUGUCGUCAAACGAUGCUGCUGGUCCCCUAGCGAAUGAGACCAAUCUAGCCAUCAAGGCAGCGGUUGGAAUCAAGGCAUUUGGUGAACUGACAGGGCUCGCUGAGUAUUCCCAAAUUGGCGAGGAGCGUGCCGACCUCUUUUUCCGCCAGGGGCUUGGAACCGACGAGAAGAAAACCCAUUUUGUGUUGGAAUAUCCGGAGAAGCCGCUUUCCUGGAAGAUCCCGUACAACCUGUAUCCUGACGUAUUGUUGAACCUCUCAACCUUCCCUGAAGCUGCCUAUGAGAUGAAUAACGAUUUCUUUUCAUCCGUCCGGUCUGAAUACGGAGUGGUCUUGGAUCAUCGACAAGACUGGGCCAAAUCCGACUGGAACAUUUGGCUGGCGGCUACCUUGGACACCAAAACCCGGGACGAGUUCGUGGAUGACCUUUGGGCAUACAUGACGAAUGGCAAACACAACUGGCCUUUCUCUGAUCGGUACGUAGCGACAUCGGCCCACGGGAAUGACCCUGGUGUUCCGAUUUUGUGUAGAGCUCGGCCAACGGUGGGUGGUCACUUUGCUUUGAUGGCAUUGCAAGGGCCUAGGUCCCUCAAAGAAGCACUGUCAGUCUCUACUUUGGAGGACGCGAAGCAUAAUGGCGAUCAGCAUGUCUUGGGAAGCCAAGGGGAAGAGCUGUGAUAGCCGGAGGACGAAUUUUGUAAAUACCACAUGAUGCACUAUUGAUACGUUGAUUUAUUAAAUAUUUUUAUGAAUACUUGUCACAUC
Messenger RNA from Aspergillus wentii DTO 134E9, 2630 nucleotides. Its product is annotated as putative glutaminase. The transcript has 2 exons. Gene Ontology annotation, biological process: carbohydrate metabolic process. The record is from RefSeq and is a predicted model, not a curated record. Lineage: Eukaryota; Fungi; Ascomycota; Eurotiomycetes; Eurotiales; Aspergillaceae. Bases 372 to 2543 code for a protein of 723 amino acids.